AUGGCAUUUGGUAUGUCAGAUUUGCUUUUCGAGCGACAACCACCCCACGUUUUCGCAUCUCCUUACGCGAGCCAUUAUCAUUCUCAGCCAACACCUUGGAACUUCGCCUCCUCUUCGUCUCCGCUCUUCGGCGAUCCGUUCCGGUUCGACGACGGCUACGACUCGCCAGCGGGGAAUUUGGCGCAGAGACGACGCAAUGACACGCGAAAACAUGAGAUUGCACGGAAGCAGGCAGCGCGCUCGCGAGGACCGCAGCAAGAUUUGAGUGAGCCGAAGAUUAGACAGCAACAUACGCAAGAGCAAGCAGUUCUCCGUAAAAUACCCGUCCAGCGCCCAGCAAGCAAUGAUGGUAGCACGCGACCCGACAGGCCGACAGCGUCGCCAAUGGCGGGCGUCACCGGCGUUCCUGCUGCUAAAGUCGCUCCCGUAUCGGUAUUGACGCCUGACAAUGCUGCUCGGAAGGUGCAAGCAGCAUGGCGGGGCUAUUCUGUGCGCCAAGGCAAGCCUCUCGAACUGGCUCGGUCCAUAGCUGACGUUCGGACACUGGUAAACGAGAUGGACGCGCAGCUUCGGGAUAACGGAUUUGCCGCUAAGAUGGUUUCGGAACCAAUGGAGAAGCUUCGGGUGAGCGAGACGAUCAUGAGCUGGCUGCUUCGGUUGGACGAGGUGCAGUCCCCGAACCAGGACGUCCGGAACUUGCGUCGGGACAUGGCCAGGAAGCUGACGAAGCUGCUAGACAGGGUCGACAUUCUCUCAAGUACCCAACCACAUGAGGCUGAGGCUCCCCUUGAAGUUGAUGUUGACGCGGGUGUUUCCACAAUGGAUGAUGCAGGGAUGGAUGCAGACCCACCGUUCGCCGCAUCCAUGGCUCGCCUUCUCACGCUUUCCCUACUCGCUCUCAGCUGCGUGCUGCUCCUCGCGUCGCAGGCCGUCGCGACGCGCGUCGCACCGUCGUCGCAGAGCCCUCGCGCGCCGUCGUUCGCGACCAACAGUCGUCGACAGCUGUUCAGCCGCUUCAGCUGCGGCAGGUCGAACCUCAAGGGAUAUACAUCCAAGGCUGGUCUCACAAACGGGCUGGUGCUGCACUGGAAGGCCACCAAGGGGCGGACGAUCAAGAUGGCCGUGGUGGCAUCGGGGGCCAAGGCUGCAGGCUGGUUUUCCGUGGGCUUCUCACCCAAUGGCGGCAUGGCGGGCAGCAACGCCAUCGCCACCGACUCCUCGGGCAGCCCGGUGACGAAAGAUCUUGUCGGGCAGUCGUCGGCGGACGAUGCGUCAUGGACCGUCGGAUCGGGCUCGAUCUCCACGUCUGGCAGCAAGGUCAUUAUGAAGUUCACCAAGAACAAGGGCGAUGGGGCAUCGGUGAAGGUGAAGGCUGACAACGACAACAACAUUGUGUGGGCGUUUGGCGAUGGUGACACUGUCUCAGUGCACAAUGGAGCUGGUAAAGUGAGCGUCAACUUUGCCUGCGGGUGCCCUUGGUUCCAGAGCAAGUGCUAA
Messenger RNA from Closterium sp. Yama58-4, 1497 nucleotides. The record is from the annotation of a GenBank genome assembly. Lineage: Eukaryota; Viridiplantae; Streptophyta; Zygnematophyceae; Desmidiales; Closteriaceae.